This is a messenger RNA of Arabidopsis lyrata subsp. lyrata, 1728 nucleotides long. Its product is annotated as pentatricopeptide repeat-containing protein At1g13040, mitochondrial. Gene Ontology annotation, molecular function: protein binding. The transcript has a single exon. The coding region runs from base 154 to 1707 and encodes 517 amino acids. The record is from RefSeq and is a predicted model, not a curated record. NCBI's taxonomy places the organism in Eukaryota, Viridiplantae, Streptophyta, Magnoliopsida, Brassicales, Brassicaceae.
AAAAGCCUCAGAUUAAUAAUGUUGGAGCCUUCGUCUUCUCGUUUUUUCCCUCUAGCUUAAGCUCAAACACCAGCCGUCGUCGUCGAUCUGAUGUCGCCGCAUUGAAACAAAGAAAAGGCAACGGUGAUAUGAUCAUAUGUGUCGAGCUCUGAUAUGCAUCAGACGCUGGGCGCAGUACGCCUUGCAUACCGCUCGCGUAUAGCUAACCUCGUGAAAUCGGGUAUGAUUGACAACGCUGUUCAGGUGUUCGAUGAAAUGCGUCACUCAAGCUACCGAGUUUUCUCCUCCGAUUAUAAUCGUUUCAUCGGGGUUUUGGUUAAAGAGUCUAGAUUUGAGCUUGCUGAGGCAAUAUAUCGGGAUAUGAUGCCUAUGGGUUUUUCUCUCAUCCCCUUCACUUACUCGAGGUUUAUCUCGGGUUUAUGUAAAGUUAAAAAAUUUGAGCUUAUUGAUGCUCUUCUGAGGGAUAUGGAAACCCUUGGAUUCAUACCAGAUAUAUGGGCGUUUAACAUUUAUUUGGAUCUGUUGUGUCGAGAGAAUAAGGUAGGUUUUGCUGUUCAGACGUUCUUUUGUAUGGUUCAAAGAGGUAGGGAACCCGAUGUUGUAUCUUAUACUAUACUUAUUAAUGGGUUAUUUAGAGCUGGUAAGGUCACUGAUGCUGUUGAGAUUUGGAAUGCAAUGAUUCGUAGCGGGGUUAGUCCGGAUAAUAAAGCAUGUGCAGCACUUGUUGUUGGGUUAUGUCAUGCUCGGAAAGUUGAUUUGGCUUAUGAGAUGGUGGCGGAGGAGAUCAAGAGUGCAAGAGUUAAGCUUAGUAUAGUGGUUUAUAAUGCGUUGAUUAGUGGGUUUUGUAAAGCGGGUAGGAUAGAAAAGGCAGAAGCUUUAAAAUCAUUUAUGAGUAAGAUUGGGUGUGAGCCGGAUCUUGUCACAUACAAUGUCUUGUUGAAUUAUUAUUAUGAUAACAAUAUGUUGAAGAGAGCGGAAGGGGUGAUGACUGAGAUGGUAAGAAGCGGGAUACAGCUUGAUGCUUAUAGUUAUAACCAGUUGCUUAAGAGGCAUUGCAGGGUUAGUCAUCCUGAUAGAUGCUAUUCCUUCAUGUUAAAGGAAAUGGAGCCUAGAGGUUUCUGUGAUGUUGUCUCCUACAGUACUCUGAUUGAAACAUUCUGUAGGGCGUCAAACACUAAGAAGGCUUACAAGCUUUUUGAGGAAAUGAGACAGAAGGGGAUAGUAACGAAUGUGGUCACGUUUACGAGUCUUAUCAAGGCUUUUCUUAGGGAAGGUAACUCUAGUGUUGCAAAGAAGCUCCUUGAUCAGAUGACAGAGUUAGGCCUGUCGCCAGAUCGCAUUUUCUACACGACAAUCCUGGACCAUUUGUGUAAAUCCGGAAAUGUCGACAAGGCUUAUGGUAUUUUUAAUGACAUGAUAGAGCACGAAAUUACACCGGAUGCGAUUUCAUACAACUCCCUUAUUAGUGGCCUCUGCAGGUCUGGUAGAGUAACUGAAGCUAUAAAAUUGUUUGAGGACAUGAAGGGUAAAGAAUGUUGUCCUGACGAAUUAACCUUCAAGUUCAUUAUCGGAGGACUCAUACGGGAAAAAAAAUUAUCAGCAGCCUACAAGGUUUGGGAUCAGAUGAUGGAUAAAGGAUUCACGCUUGAUAGGGAUGUGUCCGAUACACUCAUCAAGGCUAGCUGUUCAAUGAGUGCUGAUGUGUAGGCAUAAUAAGGGGAUAGACUU